Molecule: messenger RNA, 1127 nt
Organism: Loxodonta africana (African savanna elephant)
Lineage: Eukaryota; Metazoa; Chordata; Mammalia; Proboscidea; Elephantidae
Gene: TAS2R38
Product: taste 2 receptor member 38
Exons: 1
Coding region: 1-993 (330 amino acids)
Biological process (GO): sensory perception of taste; G protein-coupled receptor signaling pathway; detection of chemical stimulus involved in sensory perception of bitter taste
Cellular component (GO): membrane
Molecular function (GO): G protein-coupled receptor activity; bitter taste receptor activity
Source: RefSeq, a predicted model, not a curated record
AUGUUGACUCUGACUCCCACCGUAACUGUGCCCCAUGAGGUCAAGAGUGCAUUUCAGUUGCUUUCAAUCCUGGAGUUUGUGGUCAGCGUCCUGGCCAAUGCCUUCAUUUUCCUGGUGAACUUCUGGGACAUGGUGAAGAGGCAGCCGCUGAGCAACUGUGACCUGGUGUUGCUGAGUCUCAGUGUCAUCCGGCUAUUCCUGCAAGGGCUGCUGUUUCUGGAUGCCAUCCAGCUCACCCACUUCCAACGGAUGAAGGCCCCUUUGAGCCAUAGCUACCAGACCAUCCUCGUUCUCUGGAUGGUCACCAAUCAAGUCAGCCUCUGGCUCGCCACCAGCCUCAGCAUUCUCUGCUGCUCCAAGAUCAUCCACAUCUCCCAUACCACCCUGUUUUGCGUGGUUCACAGGUUCUCCAGGAAGAUCCCCCAGGUGCUGCUGGGAGUUAUUCUUUUCUCCUGUGCUUGCACGUUCCUCUGCUUAUGGGACUUCAGCAAGAGAUCUCGCUUAAUGGUCACAACUCUGCUGUUCAUGAAUAGUACAGAAGAAGAAAAUGCAAAGAUCCGUUUCUUUUAUUCCUUCCUCUUCUGCAAUCUGGGGUCCAUCCUCCCUUCUCUCUAUUUUCUGGCUUCUUCAGGGCUGCUGAUUGUCUCGCUGGGGAGGCACAUGAGGACAAUGAGGGCCAAUGCCAGUGGCUUUCAUGACCCCAGCCUGGAGGCCCACAUCAAAGCUCUCAAGUUGCUCAUCUCCUUCCUCUGCUUCUAUGUGGUGGCAUUCUGCACUGCCCUUCUCUCAGUGCCCUUAAUUAUGUGGUGGCAAAACAAGAUAGGGGUCAUGGUUUGUGUUGCAGUCAUGGCAGUAUGUCCCUCUGGUCAUUCAAUUAUCCUGAUCUCAGGCAGCAGCAAGCUAAGGAGGGCCGUGGAGACCAUUCUACUCUGGAUGCAGAGAAGCCUAAACGUAAGGGUCAAGCAAAAGGCAGACCCCCGGGCACUGUGCUGAGCACGGGCAUGAAAAGGGCCUCUUUGUGGACAUGCCUCUGAUUCUCCAUGAAGCCUUCAAACUGUUCCAAUUUCUUCCCUAAAACAUAAAGGGGAAUCUCUCCACUUUACAACAAUGGACUCACCCAUAGAAGA